CGGCUAAGCGACAAUCAUGCUUUCGACGGAUUCGAAAGAUUCCGCGAUUCAGUUUUGUUUGGGUUAGAACUUCGAAAUUAAGAUACCGAUUUUGUCGUGCUUCUCUCGUAAUUCCUCGUUCCAAAUCGUUAAUUGUUAAUUGUUUUAUCGGAAUAAUGCCCAACUGGAGAAAGUAGAUUUUUAUUUUUUUACUCAAUAACCGUCAAGUACUUGUUUUAAAAUCUGCAAAAUGAAGUAUACGACAGUGCAAUUGAUCGCGAUGCUCUUCCUCGUGUUAAACACCAAACCGCUGACGGAGGGAAUAGACAUUAACAAUUAUUUCCAACUGAUCAACGACGUCCACAGAUAUUAUCGCACGUCGUGCGUUAUUUUUGUGCGGUCUGACAAUUGCGAUUUAAAUAUGACGACGUUGGUGCACAUGUUGGCGCGUAAACAGCAGCGAGUCAUGACCAUGACGACAACUUUUUCGGAUUUGAUAAGGAAGUACAAUGAGUACCAGAAAAAUAUUAGGCGGCCGUUGUUUGUCGUUCUUCUCGACACCAGGGACACCAUGGAUGAGUUCGCCAAGACCACUAGAGAUAUAAAACCCAUCUCCUUUCCGUUCUGGUUCAUCAUGUUUCUUCAAUGUCCUGGGAAUCCCCUCAAGGAAUACUGUACGCACCCAACCGAUAAUGUAUUCAAUGUGGAUGUCAGUACCCAGAUGCUGGUCUUGUGCUACGAUCGCCCGACCUUGGUCGAGUGGUACGCCGUACGCGAUAAUCGCACCAGAACGUUCGAUCUGGCCACGUGGUCCCAUGAUAGAGGUCUGAUUUUGAAGACGCGAAAGAAUAUCUAUGCCAGGAGAAGCGAUAU
Messenger RNA from Wasmannia auropunctata (little fire ant), 852 nucleotides. RefSeq lists its product as uncharacterized. Lineage: Eukaryota; Metazoa; Arthropoda; Insecta; Hymenoptera; Formicidae. The transcript is spliced from 2 exons. The annotation marks the transcript as partial. The record is from RefSeq and is a predicted model, not a curated record.